UGGUGAUUACUCGCUAUCAAAUUAAGGAAAAAGUCAAUAACCACCAUUUUAUUCUCAUCUUCUGUUUGAUAAUAUAAUGUUAUAUCUCGAACCCGGAUCUUACUGAUAAAUCACUAAUCAGCGCAGAAACAAUUGAAUUGUGACUUUGGGCUUUAAUGUCCCCAUUUGUAUGGUUUACCGUUCAAUAUAGAAAAGGUUUCACAAGCCCUCGAUUUUUUACUUCUGGCCGAAAUGCGGCCUUAGUCUCAUCUAAACUAUAAACCCUGGGUUUUAGGCCUAGCUAUAAACCCUAGCAUAUGCCCCAAAAAUUGCUUCGUCUCUCACUCUCUCUCUGUUUCCCUAGUUUCUCGCUGUUCACUCUCUUUGCUUUCAGACUCUACCAGGGAUGAGACCCCCAAGAGGCCGUGGUGGUGGUGGUGGGUUCAGGGGCAGAGGUGAUGGAGGGAGAGGAAGAGGAAGAGGUGGCGAUAGGGGGGGCAGUGCCAUGAAGUCCCGUGGUGGGGGACGUGGUGGCCGAGGUUUAGGAAGAGGGCGUGGAGGAAGAGGAGGAAUGAAAGGUGGGAGCAAGGUUGUAGUAGAGCCCCAUAGACACGAGGGAGUUUUUGUUGCCAAGGGUAAAGAAGAUGCUCUUGUUACUAAGAAUAUGGUCCCUGGCGAGGCUGUCUACAAUGAAAAGAGGAUUGCUGUCCAGAAUGAAGACGGGACCAAAGUUGAGUACAGGGUUUGGAAUCCUUUCCGAUCCAAGUUGGCAGCUGCAAUUCUUGGUGGUGUUGAUAAUAUAUGGAUCAAACCCGGUGCCAAGGUUCUCUACCUUGGAGCUGCUUCUGGUACCACUGUUUCUCACGUAUCUGACAUUGUUGGUACUAAUGGAGUGGUUUAUGCUGUGGAAUUUUCUCACAGAAGUGGUAGAGACUUGGUCAACAUGGCUAAGAAGCGAACAAAUGUUAUACCUAUAAUUGAAGAUGCUAGGCAUCCAUCGAAAUACAGGAUGCUGGUUGGCAUGGUGGAUGUGAUAUUUUCUGAUGUUGCUCAACCUGAUCAGGCAAGGAUUCUGGCUUUGAAUGCAUCAUAUUUCCUGAAAACUGGAGGUCAUUUUGUUAUUUCAAUCAAGGCGAACUGCAUUGACUCCACUGUUCCUGCUGAGGCUGUAUUUCAGAAUGAAGUUAAGAAAUUGCAACAGGAGCAGUUCAAGCCUUUCGAGCAAGUCACUCUUGAACCUUUUGAGCGUGACCAUGCCUGUGUUGUUGGUGGCUACCGAAUGCCAAAGAAACAGAAAGCUGCUGCAUAAUGUUCUCCAGGCUGGCUUAAAUUCAAUGUUUCAUGCUUGUUAGAAAACAGAUGGAAUUUUGGUAGAGUAGGGAAACUGUCCGUUCAGCCUUCUGUAAUGUUUCCUCGUUUUUUUUUUUGUAACUUAUGUUUGAUUAAAACUCAAUAUCAAUGUUGUUUUUGAACAUUUGUCGCUAAUGUUUGCUUUGAUUCCCAUUCCCUCUCCCUCAAUGCCUGUCUUCUGC
Messenger RNA from Durio zibethinus, 1511 nucleotides. RefSeq names its product rRNA 2'-O-methyltransferase fibrillarin 1-like. The record is from RefSeq and is a predicted model, not a curated record. Gene Ontology annotation, molecular function: RNA binding; rRNA methyltransferase activity; histone H2AQ104 methyltransferase activity. Gene Ontology annotation, cellular component: nucleolus; small-subunit processome; box C/D methylation guide snoRNP complex. NCBI's taxonomy places the organism in Eukaryota, Viridiplantae, Streptophyta, Magnoliopsida, Malvales, Malvaceae. Gene Ontology annotation, biological process: box C/D sno(s)RNA 3'-end processing; rRNA methylation.